GUUUAUUUAAAUUCAAUGUACUACUCGGAUCAGCUGGGCAUUGAGCCAAGUGCGACGGAGGAGCUCCACUGGACGCUCGAAGUGAGCGACCUGGGAAACCAGAAAUGGCAUUAUGGUGCGCAAAAGCCUUCGGCAGUUGAGAAGCACCUUCUGCAGACUGGCAGGCCUGUCGCCAGUGGAAACCCAUCGCUAGACGACGCGAUCGAGAAAGCGGCCGCGUACUUUGCCAGUGUGCAGCAUGAGUCCGGCACGUGGCCUAAUAUGUACAAAGGCCCGAUGUUUGUCACCAUCGGAUACGUUGCGUCGGCAAAAUUCACGGGCACUUCGAUCCCCGACCACGUGACCACAGAGCUCGUGCGGUACCUUGUGAACACUGCGCACCCUGUCGACGGCGGGUGGGGGCUUCACGAAACGGACAAGUCAACGUGUUUUGGCACGACGAUCAACUACGUGAUACUGCGGCUCCUGGGGCUCGGCGCCGACCACCCCACGUGCGUCAAGGCCAGAAAAACGCUGCUGGCCAUGGGCGGAGCCACGGGCAACCCGCACUGGGGCAAGAUCUGGCUGUCUGUGCUGAACCUGUACAAAUGGGAGGGCGUAAACCCUGCUCCGAGCGAGCUGUUUGCGCUUCCCUACUGGCUGCCGGUCCACCCCAUGAAGUGGUGGGUGCACACGCGCGCCAUAUAUGCUCCCGUGUCGUAUCUAUACAAUUGCAAGGCACAGUGCAAGCUGGACCCCAUUUUGAAGCAGAUCCGCGACGAGAUAUACACGCGGCCGUUUGCAGAGAUAAACUUCGCCGCCUGUCGCAACAAAGUGUGCGGCAUAGACCUGUACUAUCCGCACACCAAGGUGCUGGACGCGGUGAAUUGGAUGAUGGUGCAGUACGACCGGUACCGGCCACGGUGGCUCGCCAAAUGGGCCAACGACAUUGCGUACGGCCUUGUUUUGAAGGAGCUCGAAAACACGGACGAUUUGUCCAUUGCUCCCGUCAACGGUGCCUUCAACAGUAUCGUGGUGUACAUAGAGGAGGGCCGUAGCAAACGGUUCGAAAGAGUGGCCGAACGGCUGAAAGAAGAGCUGUUUUUGAGCCCCCUUGGAAUGACCAUGAUGGGCACGAACGGCUCGCAGGUCUGGGAUAGCUCGUUUGCGGUGCAGUGCUUCCACGUGGCGCAGGUGCACAACCACGAGGCCGUGGCCGCCGCGCACGACAGAGCAGUCGACUUUCUGCUCCGGUCGCAGCUGGACACAGAGUGCGUGCCCGGCUCGUACAGAGACAAAAGACGCGGCGCGUGGCCGUUCUCGACAAAGGACCAGGGCUACACGGUCAGCGACUGCUCGGCCGAGGCGAUGAAGGCGGUGCUGAUGGCCCGUCCUGCAGACGCAGAGCUGAUUCAGCGCUUACAUAACACGAUCGACGUGCUGCUCUCGCUGCAGAACGUGGACUGGAGCUCGCGGCUGAUGUCGUACUACGGCUCGUUUUCGACGUACGAGAAGAUCAAGGCGACGCCGCUGAUGGAGCUCCUGAAUCCAGCAGAGGUGUUCGGCAACAUCAUGGUGGAGUAUCCGUACGUCGAGUGCACCGACUCGAGUAUAUUGGGGCUGGUGUAUUUCCGCAAGCACAGCAGCUACCGUGCGGCCGACGUGGAGCGGGCCAUCUCGCGCGCGUUGUGCUACAUCGAGGAGGCGCAGAACCCGGACGGCUCGUGGUACGGCUGCUGGGGCAUCUGUUAUACGUAUUCGGGGAUGUUUGCGCUCGAGGCGUUUUCUGAGACGGGGCACAGCUAUGCCAACAGCGACACUGUGCGCAGAGGAUGCGAUUUUCUCGUCAGAAGGCAGCUUCCUGACGGGGGUUGGGGCGAGUCAAUGAAGAGUUGCGAGACACACACCUAUGUGAGCACCAAGGAAUCGAAUUUGGUGCAGACUUCUUGGGCCUUGAUCGGCCUGUUGCUGGCAGAGUAUCCCGAUCUGACGGUGAUCGAGCGCGGCAUCCGGCUUUUGCUGCAAAGACAGGCUUCUGACGGCAGUUGGGCAAUUGAGGGCGUGGAAGGGGUGUUCAACCACUCGUGUGCGAUCGAGUAUCCCAACUACCGGUUUAUUUUUCCAAUCAAGGCCCUUGGUCUCUACAGACGGAGACUGCGCCAGGGCGGCCGUGUCUGGAGAUAGAGCGCCGUUUAUUUUCGAUCGCCCUUCUUCUCCUCUCGUCUGCGCUUCUGUGUAUUCCCAACAAGAUUUUCCACGUACAUUGAAUAGAUCUCGUUGUCCUGUUUGAGCUCCUCUAAACGCAGGUUCAGACUGCACGCUAUUUUCAGCAGCUCGUCGCGCACGCUUUCCAGCUCCCUGGCCUUGCUCUCCAGCUCACCACGCUGCGCUGCUGUACGGUAGAACGACUCCGGCUGGACUUUCUGGUGCACGCUUUCCAGGACAGCGGCACUCGACUCUAGUAUUUUAUCCUUUUCUAUUUUAUCGAUUUCCAGCUUUGCUAUCCGCUCUUCCAGUUGUGAGAGCUCGUUGUUCUUUAAUCCCGCUAAUGCAUUGCUGUCGUAGAGCUUCGAUUUCCUGGUUUUCGAGCCAGAGGGAAGAACCUCGUCCAGAUCAAUCGGAAUACCUAGACUCAACAGAAGCUGUCUUCGGAGAAGCGAGCGUUUCCAGUUCACCUGCUGGAGGUUCAUUGGCGGUAAUGUGAGUCUCUCGUAGACAUCCUGACACCGCUGGUCCAGCUUUAGGUCGCCAGCGGGUUCGCUUGACGGCUCGGACCCCAGAAGACUGUGUAUCAUAUGGCCGAGUUCCUCAACUGAGCCGUUUUCCGGAGCGAAAAUGAACGUGUCUGCGCCCGACUGCUGUGGGGGCUGUUCGAACUCCUCGAACUCGCCGAAAUCGUCAAACUCGUCGUCCAUGAACAAAAACUAGAAAAGGU
Ogataea polymorpha is the source of this 2914-nucleotide messenger RNA. RefSeq lists its product as uncharacterized. Lineage: Eukaryota; Fungi; Ascomycota; Pichiomycetes; Pichiales; Pichiaceae. The transcript has a single exon. Gene Ontology annotation, molecular function: lanosterol synthase activity. Gene Ontology annotation, cellular component: lipid droplet. The record is from RefSeq and is a predicted model, not a curated record. Gene Ontology annotation, biological process: ergosterol biosynthetic process; triterpenoid biosynthetic process. Bases 16 to 2163 code for a protein of 715 amino acids.